Bufo bufo (common toad) is the source of this 939-nucleotide messenger RNA. RefSeq names its product olfactory receptor 5V1-like. Gene Ontology annotation, molecular function: olfactory receptor activity; G protein-coupled receptor activity. The coding region runs from base 1 to 939 and encodes 312 amino acids. Gene Ontology annotation, biological process: G protein-coupled receptor signaling pathway. Gene Ontology annotation, cellular component: membrane. The transcript has a single exon. The record is from RefSeq and is a predicted model, not a curated record. Lineage: Eukaryota; Metazoa; Chordata; Amphibia; Anura; Bufonidae.
AUGAAGAACCAAACAACGAUCUCCAGCGUUCUUCUCAUGAGUCUAUCGGAUAAUCAUAAGAUCAGUUAUGUCCUCUUCAUCAUCUUUCUCCUCAUCUACCUGAUGACCUUCUUGACCAACUUUCUUAUCAUCCUACUAGUUCUUACUUGUGCUCAUCUUCACACACCCAUGUAUUUCUUUCUUGGAAACUUAGCAUUCUUGGACAUGUCCUACUCAUCGGUCACUGCCCCAAAGAUGCUCUUUCACCUCAUCACCCAUCAUUGGUCCAUCUCCUUCUCAGACUGCAUAGCACAAAUGUUCUUUGUCAUCUAUUUCGGAAGCUCUGAGAUUUACUUGUUGUCCUCCAUGUCCUAUGACCGGUAUGUAGCCAUCUGCCGCCCUCUCCACUACUCUCAGAUCAUGUCUUGGAGUACCUGUACUCAGAUGGUGUCUUUGGUUUGGUCUUAUGGUCUCCUCGUGCCCAUCAUUUACACUUUAUGUUUAAGAAGGUUGACAUUUUGUGGUCCCAACUUCAUCCAGAAUUUCUUUUGUGAUCUGCCCCAUUUGCUCCAGAUUUCUUGUACUGAUACUUCCAUCAAUGUUCUACUCUUAAUAGUUGUUGGGGGUCUUCUGAGUGUUGCAGCCUUUGUUGCCACAUUUUACCCGUAUGUCAGAAUUUUUAGCACAGUCUUUAAAAUUCGCACCAGUGAUGGAAAACGUAAAGCUUUCUCCACCUGUACGUCUCAUCUGACUGUGGUCUUUAUAUUUUACGCAUCAAUAACUUUUAUCUACUUUGUUCCUAACACAAGUAAUCUUCUUACAUUGAACCAAGUAGUCACUGUGAUAUAUGCACUAAUCACCCCCUUACUAAACCCCUUAAUCUACAGCCUAAGGAACAAAGACCUGAAAGUCGCACUGAGAAGAACGUUACAUAUAGAUGGUACAAGAAGACGCACAUGA